Molecule: messenger RNA, 2603 nt
Organism: Eriocheir sinensis (Chinese mitten crab)
Lineage: Eukaryota; Metazoa; Arthropoda; Malacostraca; Decapoda; Varunidae
Product: zinc finger protein ZIC 4-like
Exons: 2
Coding region: 846-2150 (434 amino acids)
Biological process (GO): regulation of transcription by RNA polymerase II; central nervous system development
Cellular component (GO): nucleus
Molecular function (GO): DNA-binding transcription factor activity, RNA polymerase II-specific; RNA polymerase II cis-regulatory region sequence-specific DNA binding
Source: RefSeq, a predicted model, not a curated record
CUUUUCCUUGCAUCUGUUUGUUGUUAUCUUGUGUUUAAAUGACCGCGAGUGUGUGUGAAGUGUUGUGGCGGCGAGGCGCGCACACACACACACACACACGCCCUGUCAUCGCAGCAUGGCGUUGCGUGGUGUGGAUCAGCGUGUAGCGAGGCGCGCCGCACGUGGCCGCACGCCCGCCGCCGCGCCAGGCCCAUGCACGCCACGCCGCCCCACGCCCGGCCAGCACGCGGCGUACUGAGCGCCUCGGCGGAGGUGGCCAGGCCACGCCUUCCCCAGGUCGGCACGCCUCCCCCUGGCGGCCGCGCCGGGCGGCCAGUGGGUGGUGGCCGCGGGGGAGGAGCCGCCCCGCCGGGCCCGGCAAAUGGGAAGGGCCGGCCGCAGCAGGAGGGUCUGAGGGCGUGGCCGCGGCGUCCCGGCGGCGCCAAUCAGGUCGCGCGCCGCCCCGUCCCGCUGCGCGCACCGCCGGCCGCCGUGGCCCCCCGCGGUGCGCGGCGAGGCGUGCCGCUAAAGCCUUCAUGAUGAAUCGGAGGAAGUCCACACGAAGCCCAGGUGUUGAGGUGAAGGUAGCGCCGCACCGCUCCGGCGGACUCAGUCGCUCGUUGGUGGCGGAACGAAACGAUACUCGCGGAGUGCUCGAGGCGAGAAGUGACGGAGUGUUGGCCGCGCAGUGACGGGAUCUAGCACGACAGCGGCGAGCAGUGCAGUGCGUGUGUGGGGUGGAGGAGGUGCUACUGCGACACACACGGUAGCGGCGGCGCUCAGCGGCAGCAGCAGCGGCAGGCCCGUGCGCCGCGGCCGUUCCCUGCGUCCUGGUGGCCGUGGCCGCGUGCCCGCGCCCCGCCACCAUGCUCAACCCCUUCAUGGACGGCGGCCACAUGGGCUCGCUGAUGGGGCACAAGCUGAGCCCCCCGACGCACCACAUGGGCACGGAGGGCCUGGCGGCCCACGCGCAGGGCAACCAGUACAACAACGGCUACGGCAUGAGCCACCACCCGGUGCACCACGGCCACAUGAGCACCUACCCGCGGGAGCUGUUCCUGCGGCGGGACCACAUGGCCUCGCUGGGCACGCUGGGCACGCACGACCUGGCCAACAACCAGCACAUGUUCGGGGCCACGCUGGCGGGCCACGACCCCUCGUCCAUGAUGUUCCCCGGCCUGCACGACGCCCACCACGGCCACAUGAACAACAUGAACCGCCUGGCCGCCGGCAUGGACUGGUCGCACCAGCAGAUGGGCUCCCAAUUCCACCACGGCAUGAACCACAUGAACAUGAACCCCAUGACGGCGGCGCACGCCCCCGGCGCCUUCUUCAGGUACAUGCGGCAGCCCAUCAAGCAGGAGCUGUCCUGCAUGUGGGUGGACCCCGACCAGCCCAACCCCAAGAAGCCGUGCAACAAGACCUUCACCAGCAUGCACGAGAUCGUCACCCACAUCACCGUGGAGCACGUGGGCGGCCCCGAGUGCACCAACCACGCCUGCUUCUGGCAGAGCUGCCCCCGCAACGGCCGCAGCUUCAAGGCCAAGUACAAGCUGGUCAACCACAUCCGCGUGCACACGGGGGAGAAGCCGUUCCCCUGCCCCUUCCCCGGCUGCGGCAAGGUCUUCGCCAGGUCGGAGAACCUCAAGAUACACAAACGAACGCACACCGGGGAGAAGCCGUUCCGCUGUGAGUACGAGGGCUGUGACAGACGGUUCGCCAACUCCUCGGACCGCAAGAAACACUCUCACGUGCACACCUCGGACAAGCCCUACAACUGCAAGGUGCGGGGCUGCGACAAGAGCUACACGCACCCCUCGUCGCUAAGGAAGCACAUGAAGGUCCACGGGAAGUCUCCGCCGCCGUCAGGAUCCGGCUACGAAAGUGACGAUUCCACGACGACCAAUGGGACCUCCACCUCCUCGUCGUUAGUCUCCUCCUCGAACCCCGCCCAGACCCCGCUUGUGCCUCUACCCACGGCGGGGACUGGGGGAGGCUCCGGCGGUGGCACGGGCGGCGGGGGCGGGACGGGCGGCGGCGGGCACUCAACGAACCUCAGCGAGUGGUAUGUGUGCCAAAGCGCCGCAGGGAUGCCCACGCCGCCCAGUAAUGAACACAGCCCCGUCGGCGGCCUAACCCACGUCCUGCCGCCCGCAUCCACGGCAUACUAGCCCCGCCCACGCCCCCACGCCCCCGCCCAUGCCCCCGCCCAAGGCCCCGCCCACGGCCCCCGUCUCAGUGAUGUACAUAGGCUGUAUAAAGUGUACAGUGUAUAUAAUGUACAGACAGACGCACUAUAUUCGUAAGUUUUUACUACGCCCGUUGUGGCACCAUGGCAGGGACUGCGGCCCACCUCACACACACACACACACACACACACACACACACACACACACACACUCACAGACAAUCACAAUCACAAAAACACACAUACACACGUUUUUUACGCCAUACAGCAUCACAGCAACACACACACACACACACACACACAACGUCUUAAUUUAUUUCCCCCGCCCACCGCUCCCUCGCUCCUUCGUGAGUGAGGAACCCGCGUGCCGCCCCGCCCCGCCCCGCCCCGCCAUGUACAUGUAUAGUGUUGUUUUCCUUCAUUAAAACAAGAAUAA